AUGGCUGCUAGAUACACCGUCAAAGAUAGCGAUGGGAAGGACGUGUGGCAUGAGUUCAAGCGAGAUCUGCUCAGUUGCGGGUUUCGGGGUGAGAAUAUUGUCCAGCACCAUGACGAUCUGAGAAAUCACUUGUAUGAAUUGAGGCGAAGUUUCAAUGACAAAAGUCUUGAUAUUACGAUUUUUCAAGUGAAUGCAUCCUGCGGACAGUCACCUCGAUCCGGGGGAAUACCGAAGCCACGCAAAGUCUCUGUCCAUUUAGAGCUGCAAUCAGAUGGGACGAGAGCAAAUGGAGAUCAAGCGAAGCCGAAAGUCAACCAGAAUACUGAGCAGCCAUGUCCCGCGAAACCGAAACGAUACAAUGUGAACGGGAAGAUUGUCGAAAUGGGCGACUCAACUCAAGAUUCUCCCUCGCAACCAGAGUUGCGAACACAGCGUGAACGACGAACACGACAGCCGUUUCGACCUGCUUCACCUUCAGGUUGGAGUUCAGCGCCGACAGCAGGCUCGAGAGCGUCGAUGAAAGAUCACCAGCGACCAUUUGUCCACAACUACAAACCACAAGCCUCCCCCGACAAGUCCAACCCUACUACCCCCGGCCAGUUUCCUGGCACGCCCAUAGAUCCCAGGUAUCCAAAGUACACCUUCCAACCAACACCAAACCCAUACAUCACUCCCCCAAAUGGGUACCCUCCACCAGGCUACUACACCCACACAUAUCAGACAACUCCAAUGCCAAUGCCAUACUUCCAAACACCUCCUCCUCCGAGCUACGCAUACGGAGCAUCAUUCCAAUAUCCACAACAAUACGCACCAUAUCAACCCCAAUACCAAUACCAUACCCACGACAACACAACCACCUCCACCCCCGAACCAACACCGCAAGCCUUCCCACCCAAUUCUAAUUCCAAUUUCAAUUUCAACUCAAACCAGGUCAACCCCAAAGCAAACCAACCCCUCCUUCAACUAACGUACGAAAAACUCCCACCUCAAGAUCUCCACCCCCUAAACGACCUCCCCACCCUUCCAGAAGGCUGGGACUGGCGCAUAGACAACAAGAACCGCCUCUUCUACGUAGACACCUACGUAGACGGGCCCCAAAAGCGAUGUUUCUGGAAACCGCCCAUCCAAGAACCGGACGAAGAGAUCCUUCCGGUUCCAGGCUGGGAACGGACAGUCACGCUGUACGGUCGUAUUUUCUGGACACACACCCGGUCGAAGAUUGUGUCGUAUGAGUUUCCUCUUUCUUGUUCGCAGUUUCGGCACACGCCCACUUGGGAAUUGUAUUUGGGGCUUGAGGUGGAUACGGCUGGGGAUGGGGCUGUGUGGUGGAGGCAUUGGUCGUGUUUGAGGGCUGGGUUGGUUGUUCUUGAUGAUUCAGAGGUUGCGUGUCGGAUUGCUGGGGAUGGGGAGUUGUGGUGGGGGAAUCCGAGUGUUUUGGAACGGGGGUUGAGGUUGUCCGUUUGGGAGGGGGCUGGUGAGAGUGUUCUUUCUGAGGCUGGGGUGUCUUUGGAUGGAGAUUGUGGUCCUGGGGAUGGGGUUGGAGAUCAGGAUGGCAUUCACUUUGGUAACGCAACCUCGACAGUUAACGGAUCACCCAUGUCUAUGGGCUCUAAUUAUCAAAGAGCGUCGGUUGAGGAUAUCACCGAAGAGGAGACGGACAAGUAA
Penicillium antarcticum is the source of this 1665-nucleotide messenger RNA. RefSeq lists its product as uncharacterized. The record is from RefSeq and is a predicted model, not a curated record. Gene Ontology annotation, molecular function: protein binding. Bases 1 to 1665 code for a protein of 554 amino acids. The transcript has 4 exons. Lineage: Eukaryota; Fungi; Ascomycota; Eurotiomycetes; Eurotiales; Aspergillaceae.